Molecule: messenger RNA, 3230 nt
Organism: Neofelis nebulosa (Clouded leopard)
Lineage: Eukaryota; Metazoa; Chordata; Mammalia; Carnivora; Felidae
Gene: ZDHHC2
Product: zinc finger DHHC-type palmitoyltransferase 2
Exons: 13
Coding region: 121-1221 (366 amino acids)
Biological process (GO): peptidyl-L-cysteine S-palmitoylation; protein targeting to membrane
Cellular component (GO): Golgi apparatus; endoplasmic reticulum
Molecular function (GO): protein-cysteine S-palmitoyltransferase activity
Source: RefSeq, a predicted model, not a curated record
CAACCGGCCGCCGCCCCCGGGCCCGUCCCGCCGGGAGCGCGGGGCGCGGCCAGCCCGCCCCGGAGCCAGGCCCGCGGGCGGCGGCGGCGGCGGAGCUGGGCAGGUGGAUGCGGCUGGAAGAUGGCGCCCUCGGGCCCGGGCAGCGUCAGGCGGCGGUGCCGGCGGGUGCUCUACUGGAUCCCGGUGGUGUUCAUCAGCCUGCUGCUCGGCUGGUCCUACUACGCCUACGCCAUCCAGCUGUGCAUAGUGUCCAUGGAAAACGUCGGAGAACAAGUUGUGUGCCUGAUUGCUUAUCAUCUACUUUUUGCAAUGUUCGUCUGGUCAUAUUGGAAAACUAUCUUUACAUUACCAAUGAAUCCUUCAAAAGAAUUCCAUCUCUCUUAUGCGGAGAAAGAAUUGUUGGAGAGAGAGCCAAGAGGAGAAGCCCAUCAGGAAGUUCUUCGGCGAGCAGCCAAAGAUCUCCCCAUCUAUACCAGGACCAUGUCUGGAGCAAUCCGAUAUUGUGAUAGAUGCCAACUCAUAAAACCAGACCGCUGCCAUCACUGUUCUGUCUGUGACAAAUGUAUUUUGAAGAUGGAUCAUCAUUGCCCUUGGGUGAACAAUUGUGUUGGAUUUUCAAAUUAUAAAUUUUUCCUCCUUUUCUUGGCUUAUUCUCUGCUGUACUGCCUUUUUAUUGCUGCUACAGAUUUACAGUAUUUUAUCAAAUUUUGGACAAAUGGCCUACCCGAUACUCAAGCCAAGUUCCAUAUUAUGUUUUUAUUCUUUGCCGCAGCUAUGUUUUCUGUCAGCUUGUCUUCUCUGUUUGGCUAUCAUUGUUGGCUAGUCAGCAAAAAUAAAUCUACAUUAGAGGCGUUUAGAAGUCCUGUAUUUCGACACGGAACAGAUAAGAAUGGAUUCAGCUUGGGUUUCAGUAAAAACAUGCGACAAGUUUUUGGUGAUGAGAAGAAGUACUGGCUGCUACCCGUUUUUUCAAGUCUAGGUGAUGGCUGCUCCUUUCCAACUUGCCUUGUUAAUCAGGAUCCUGAACAACCAUCUACUCCUGCAGGAAUGAACUCAACAUCGAAAACUCCUGAAAACCAUCAGUUCCCUGCAAAGCCCUUGAGAGAGUCCCAGAGUCACCUUCUCACGGAUUCCCAGUCUUGGACUGAGAACACUGCAAACCCAGGAAAAGGCAAAGCUGGUAUGAGCAAUCCUGCAUUAACCAUGGAGAAUGAGACUUAACUCUUCAAACAAAAUAAAUUCAUACUUUAUGAAAGUAUCAGUGCUGCAGGUGGAUGGCAGAGGCUUCCCACAGGAAGGCACCACGGGCCCCUGGUUCCCAUUUCUUCUUGGCUGGAUAUGCAGAAUAUGAAUUGGUUAGUUCUCUCCAAGCCGUUGCUUAAAAUAUAACACAUUUUUUUAAAAAAAACCAGUAUAGAGAUUGUUUCAACUAACACAAAUUCCUGUUAAAUAUUAAAAGUAAUUAUGGUUUAUGAAUCAAGGACAAAAAUAUCUUCUACCAUAAAAACUUGGAAUAAAUUCGUGGGCUUAUUUUCACCCAAAUAUUUGGGUUGUACAAUGUAUACACAUAAAAAGCCCAUUAAUCAUCUGAUUUUCCUGAUUCAGAAAAUUGAGACUAUUAAGAUACUGAAGUUUAAAAGAUUUCAAAUUACAGUAUAAUGAGAGCUUUAUUCAUAAAACCUGUUAGUUACCUGUGAGGUGGAGGGAGCCUGUCAGACUUGCUUCUUCCCUCUGCUGUAAAUCUGGCCCCAGACUGAGUGAACUCUAAUGACUAUGAAUUCAUUGCAAAUUUUAAUUGGCCCACACUUGAAAACUGCCAUCAUUUUUUGCCAGACUUUAAUUCUAGCCUUUGUUCCCUGCUGGAAAAGAAGUGUGAUCAUUGAUUGAAGACUGAGCUCACUGAUAAGCAACUAGCUAGCAAAUGUUUUGUCACAACUAAUACAUUUCUAUUACAUCCAAGAUAUAUUUUUCAUCUCUCCCAAUCUUCUUAAACCGGGGGAAUAUCUAUACAAAAACAAUUAUGAUUGGUUUAUGAUGUUCUUUUGCCAGUAUGGCUUUUUUGAAAAUCUGUUUUUCAGGUUAUUUGUUCUACUGAACAGAGCAAACAUAUUGAAUUUGUUAAGCAUCGCCAAUGGGCCAAUAGAUUAAUCCUCCAUUGGUAUCUAUAUUUUUUCUGUGUCCCCUCUCAUCAAAAGUAUGACACUUUAUAGUUGAACUUUAUAGUUCUUCAAAUACUUAAGACUAAAUUAUGCAAAUCAUGAAAACAAAUCCUAUACUUUCAGAAAUUUAGUUCAACCUGAACUAAAUGGCGUGCUGUUUGGAAAUUGAGUUUAAGGUAAACUAAUGUGGUGUGUUUGUUAAUGCCAAAACGUUCGGCUUCGGUAAAUAUACUAGGAAGCUCUUGUGCCUUGUACGCACUAUUUGAAAAAGUUUUAUUCUUUUUUUGAGUGGAGUGUAAGUUUUGUAAAUGUUAGAGAUUAGAAUAAGCUUAAACAGUUUUUGGUACUGAUUUUGAGAAUUUAAAGCAGAUUAUCUUUUAAAACGUGCACAGUUAAGGAACCAGUAUUUAAUCAAAGAAACAAUGGUAUUACACUUUUCAAAAUCUGAGUUAGACAAAAAUGCAACACUGAAGAGACCAGAAGACUGGAGGAUAAUGGAGUAGAAAGAUCCUUGCAGUUACUUGUUCUUUCUAAAAAUAUAAAGCUUACAUUUUAAUGAGUUUUAUGAAAGAACCAAUGUCAGCCAAGUCCAUUUAAAGAUACAGGGAUACUCUUUCCGAUUUUUUUUUUUUUUUAAACCUGAAGACUUUGAUCUGACAAUCCGUUUCAGGAAAUCUCAGAAGAUAUGAUGCAUUUUUACUUGUUACUUUUAAAGCAUUUUUUGGUCAUCAUUUUUUAUUACCUGAAGUGCCAGGUUGGAACCUAUAGCUACUGCUACGAGUCUUAAGGGCAACAGCAUCACGUGAUGUAUUACGAAAUAUAUGCAGCCAGGUUUUUUCAAAGCACAGUACUAUAGCCAUUUUUGUGGACAGGAUUUUGUGAGGUGUUCCUUCUUGUCAAAAUAGAAGCUAAGAAAAAAAGUGGGGUUUUUAUUCUUUCCCUUGCGAGAGUACUGUUAAAUUUUCCCCCUUUAGGUCUUUUGUGUAAUUAUUGAUAUACAUGAUGAGUUGAUACACAGUAGAAUCAUUCGAAAAAAAUUUUUACGAAUAAAUUUUUUUCCAUUAAGUUGCA